AUGUUUGCCAAGAAUGUUGCAAAUGGUCGUGAUGUCAGUCAGACCCGGUCCGGCCGGAGUGCUAAACCGGUUAAAUUGCCGGGAUUCAUGCGGUCCGACCCUGAUAGCGAGCUUGCGGUCAUGUAUAGGCACAUUAAGACAGCUUCGUCAAAGCUAAAUCUCUCAGGGCGGGACCGUCGUGAACGGGCCAAAACACAACCGGUUACCGACGAAUAUUCCCAGGUAAGGUCACCGGUUGCUGACUACAUCCGUCAACCGUUUAUUAAGACAGCUAGCAAACAGAUGGGUGGUGAGAGUUUUUGGAGGCACGUUCCACAGGUGCCAAAAACCAGCUAUGAAACUACCCAGAAUGCCUCAACCGUGGAGUAUGAUAAGAUAUUAUCGGCAAAACUUUGGAAGUUUUUUAAUAAUUCGUGCCGUGAUCAUUCGAAACCGGAGAUGUGUGCAUUGGCUUUUCUACAAGCAUCGUAUGCAAGUGACGAUAGUGAUGUGGAAACGGAAGGUGGUGGUUUUUUCGGGUUCGAUCUGGAUGGUGCAACUGGAGAGCAGUUCAGUACCAACAAAGAUGAACUGAAACAGUUUUUUGAUAAGAUUCCUGGUGAUUUGACGAAAUCUACCGUGGAAAAUACUGGGGAAGCUGCGCAAGACUCUGAUGACUUUUUCAAUUCACCGAAUCGAAAAAAAACUAAUAAAAGGACUAAAAAAGAAAUUUUACGCGAAGAUGCUGCGAAGAGGCGCAGGUUGGCGCACAAUGCUAUCCUGCAGAACUGUGAUUGCCGGAAACAGUGCAUCAACCUUUUGUCUCGAGAUGACAGGAUGAGUAUUCACGAGUCGUUCUGGAACCUAAGAGAAGUGGAUCAGAGCAACUUUAUUCAAAAGUACGUACAUCCCGCUAUUGCAGAAAAGCGACGCAAAUGCCGUACUCCCGCGAACGAAUUGCGUAAAACCCAAUCGUACAAAUGCACCCUUCCUUCGGCCAGUGAUGACCCGAUUGCAGUUUGUCGAAAGUUUUUCCUGAAUACGCUCGGGUACGAAGAACACUGUGGUAAUAUUAUCUAUCGACGCAUCAACAGGUCCAAAAAUAGCGAACCUUGCCGUACAAUACGGGGAAAGUAUACCAGGAACUCGAAUAUACGUGAUUCUAUUAUAGCUCACAUCUUGAGUUACGGGCCAACGAUUUCACAUUACCGUCGAGAGCACGCUCCUAACAGACGCUAUCUUCCAUCAGAUUUAUCGCAAAGGGCAAUGCACAAGCAUUACCAAGAUACGCAUACUAGCCAAGUUAGCUAUUCACUCUACUCGCGAGUCCUUAACGAAAUGAAUAUAUCUUUCGUUAAGUUGGGUCACGAAGAGUGCGAAGUUUGUGUCAGCAUGGAGCAGCACAAAAAGGUCAAUGUCAACAAUUCUGAAUGUACCGACGAUUGUAUCCUCUGUUCUGACUACAGUAAGCACCUAGAACACGCUAAGCAAGCACGGAUCGAAUAUCGCAUGAAUGGAGAUACAGUCACCGCAGGCCAAUUGGUAAUGGCAGUUGACCUCCAGAAGGUAAUACAAUUGCCUCGCUUGGACGGGCUAAAAACGAUUGUUUUUUCCCAACGAAUUUUGGCUUUUAACCAGACAUUUGCACCUGUCGGGGCAUUUGCACGAACAUUUCCAGUUGUUGCCUGCAUCUGGCCAGAAUCUGUCAGCGGUCGUAGCAGUUCUGACAUUAACAGUUGCUUCCAUAAAUUCAUUCUUAACUAUGGCCAUCUCGAGAAGUUAACGUUCUGGUUGGAUAACUGUUCUGCGCAGAAUAAAAAUUGGAAUUUUUUUCUUCAUCUUAUUCUGCUCAUUAACAAGAUGAAUGUUAAUGUUAAGGAGAUUGUACUCAAAUAUUUUGAGUCUGGCCAUACAUUCAUGGCAGCUGACAAUUUCAAGGUGCGGUCGAAGGUUCAAUGCGACAUGGUCGUGUAG
Messenger RNA from Ochlerotatus camptorhynchus, 1953 nucleotides. RefSeq lists its product as uncharacterized. The transcript is spliced from 4 exons. The coding region runs from base 1 to 1953 and encodes 650 amino acids. Lineage: Eukaryota; Metazoa; Arthropoda; Insecta; Diptera; Culicidae. The record is from RefSeq and is a predicted model, not a curated record.